UUCAACACAUUUAUUUUAAGGCAUGGUGUUUGCCAAGGUUUCAGCACACAGUUUGUCAAUUCAAUUCGAUUUCAUCGUCUCCAUAUUUCAUUUACAUAAACAUCAUUUUCUCUUAUGUUUAGCUUUAAAAUCCAUGUUAGUUAAACCAUCAUACAACAUACAAACCAAACAAAAAGGGACACAAAUAGCUACACAGGACAGCAGGCAGGAGUCCAUAUUUGAUCACUUAGUCAUACAGCACAAUGUCCAUUUGCCAUGUGCUCUAACCAAACAUUUCAGCCUUAAGCUCUGUUGCAACAUGGAUCCACCAUGCCUCUGGACCGCAUCACUUUCUGUGGGCGUCUGCCUGGAACACAAAAAACAAGGGGAUUUUAAUACACAAUUCAAAAUCACAUUAUACGUUAAUCGUCCAAUAGGAAUGCUUGAUUGUUACACAUUGUUACACAAAAUAGUGUAACAAUUACCCCUUUGUAAGUCAAUGAAAUAAUUACAUGCAUCAUAACCCUGUCAAAAAGCGAUUGUUCGCCUCAUAGCCUAUUGUGUUGACUAGGGUUUCCUAGUAUUGCAUCUUCCCCGUUUUGUCCAAAACCACCACUAAAUCCCUUAUUAGCUCUGAUCUCACAAACCUACAAGGGAAGUCACCUCAUUCAUAAACCCAUGUAGAUAGAUGGAUUCACCAUUUGCAACCAUCUUCACUGCAUGAGGCUGGUUGGUACCCAAGAGCCCUGACUCCUCAGUUGUCUCACACCUGGAACCACAGGUGGGACAGGAGACAUCUCACUCAGAGGCAGAAGAUCCUAUCUCCAUCAUCCCAUCUCUUUCUCCCCCCAAUUCCCUCUCUCUCUGAGGUGUCUGGUGACUGUGGCUCUCCCACACAGUCAACUAAUGGCCUGCCUUCCCUCUGAGAGAGAGAGAGAAAGAGAGAGAGAGAGGGAGGAGGGAGGAGGGAGUGAGGGAGGGGAGACUGCAGCCCACCAGCGCCCCCAGGGCCCCUUGCCUGCCUCGCUCCUGCUGCUCGCUGCUGCUGUGGCUCAAUACCAGAGUCUCCUGGCUGGGAUCACAACCCUGCGAGUCAGCCCAGAGAAGAUCUGCUGUGUGUGGAGCCUCCCAGUUCGUUCUCCUGUUUAGUCCUACUUUGUCUCAGUCUGUACUGACAACUCUCUGAGCUGCCCCUCCACCAUCUCCAUCAUCAUGGCUGUGGUUGUGGGUUCAGCUCCAUGGGCAGCCCCACUGGCCCUGGUACUACUGGCAAUCACCCUGGCAGUGCCAGCCCUGGGAGGGUGCCCAUCCGCCUGCCGGUGCUCCUUCGCCAUGCUGCAGUGCCUGGAGCCUGAUGGCAUUGCCACUAUACCCGCGUUGGCACUACAGGAGAGCGAGAACGUCACGGAAAUUUACAUCGAAAAUCAAGCCAACCUGGAGAACAUCACAGAAGUAGACCUUGCCAACUAUAGAGAGUUGAAGAAUCUCACGGUCACGUUCUGCAGGCUGGCGUACAUCUCGGCUAAUGCUUUCCAACACAACCUCAAGCUCCAAUACGUAAACCUGGCAUCUAACUCCCUGGAGCAUAUCAGUUGGAAGGUGUUCCAUUUUCUUCCCCUGCUCAACCUGGUUUUGAGGGACAACCCCCUUGUGUGCUCAUGUGAUAUCCAUUGGCUGCAGCAAUGGCAGCUUAACGAGCACAGUGACCUCGACAACCAACCGCUGCACUGCUUCUCCAAUGGCCAUGCCCUGCGGUUGGACUCCUUAGUGAUGGAGAAUUGCACUGAACCGGAGGUCGCCAUUGUCCAUGCCAACACCAAGGUCCAGGAGGGGGGCAACCUGACAUUUGUGUGUCAGGUGACAGGAGUGCCCAUGCCUGUAGUGAGGUGGCGCACAAAUAAACUGCUGUCUCGCUAUACUGUACAGGAGAGGUUCUGGGGCUCCACUUUGGAGCUGGAGCUGCAGCUGUGGAAUAUGUCCUCAGAAGACAACCUGCACAACUUGACCUGUGAGGCAGAGAACCGGGCCGGGCCUGGGGAGGAGAAGGUGACGUUGGACAUUGAAUUUCCAGCCAAAAUCAUAUUCCUGCACGACGCCGAGCCACAGCACCACUGGUGUUUCCCCUUUAAGGUGGACGGGAACCCUGAGCCAUCCAUCCACUGGCUUUUCAACGGCUCCAACCUGACAGAGGGCCGCUACACCUACACACAGUUCAUUCCUGACACGGAUGAUGGCUCUGUGAAGCACGGCUGUCUAUUCCUCAACAAGCCCACCCACCUGAACAACGGCCUCUACACCAUCAUGGUGGAGAACAGCCUGGGCGUGGAUCGAGCCACGGCCACAGGGAAUUUCAUGAACAACCCCUUUGACCCCUUUGACCCUGAGGGCAUCAUCCCAGUCCUUGAAGAAAGUGAUCCACGCUAUGUUGAUGCUAAUUAUGUUUCUGUGCAGGUGUCGGUGGCAGUGGGUCUGGCUGUGUUUGCUUGCACCUUCCUCCUCAUUAUGGUACUGGUCAUCAACAAGUGUGGACAGCAGUCCAAGUUUGGUAUUCACCGUUCAUCUGUCUUGGGAACAGAGGAUGAUCUUGCUGUGUCACUGCGUUUCAUGAACUUUGGGGCCAGCCCUCCUUCCUCUGACGACUCUGUCAUGUCCAGCUUUGUGGAGAACCCCCAGUACUUCUGUGGCAUAUUCAAAGACAAAGACAUGUGUGUGCAGCACAUUAAAAGACAGGACAUAGUUCUGAAGUGGGAACUGGGUGAGGGGGCCUUUGGCAAAGUCUACCUGGCAGAGUGUGCCAACCUCAGUCCGGACAGUGACAAAAUGCUGGUGGCCAUCAAGACUCUGAAGGAUGCCAACGAGUCGACCCGGCAGGACUUCCAGAGAGAGGCUGAGCUGCUCACAUUGCUCCAGCACCAGCACAUCGUUCGCUUCUACGGAGUGUGUACAGACGGAGAGCCACUGGCCAUGGUGUUUGAAUACAUGAGACAUGGAGACCUCAACCGCUUCCUCAGGGCCCACGGUCCAGACGCCCAUAUCCUGGAGGAGGUGAAAAUGCCCCCACUGGGCCAGCUCACUCUUCCCCAGAUGCUGGACAUCGCCGCCCAGAUCGCCUCGGGCAUGGUCUACCUGGCCUCCCUUCACUUCGUGCACCGGGACCUGGCCACACGCAACUGCCUGGUGGGAGAUAUGGGAGAGGGUCUGAUGGUCAAGAUAGGAGACUUUGGCAUGUCCCGGGACAUCUACAGCACAGACUACUACAGGGUGGGUGGGCGUACGAUGCUUCCUAUUCGCUGGAUGCCCCCGGAGAGCAUCAUGUACAGGAAGUUCACCACGGAGAGUGAUAUCUGGAGCUUUGGAGUGGUCCUCUGGGAGAUCUUCACCUAUGGGAAACAGCCCUGGUACCAGCUCUCCAACAGCGAGGCUAUCGAGUGCAUUACACAGGGCCGGGAGCUGGAGAGACCACGCACUUGCCCCAAAGAGGUGCACGGCCUGAUGCAGGGCUGCUGGCAGAGGGAGCCCCAGCAGAGGCUGGUCAUCAAGGACAUCCACAGCCGCCUCCUGGCCCUGGUGAAGAGCCCCCCUAUCUACCUGGACAUCCUUGGGUAGAGGCUGGGAGGGCUGGGGCUGGGGCAGUGUCCAGGCAAGGGGAAGUAGGGGAACUUACAGUCAGGGAUGAUGGGUAUUGGGAAGGGGUGGGAGUUAGGUAAAGAACUGUGCUAUGGUCAUCCUGAACCUAAGCAUUGCCGUCAUUUACCUCUAUGGGUCUUAACCACACCGACACCCCCUCUGAUUGGAUAUUUGGUCAGGUCGGACUUUGCUACGAUCUGUUCUGAUAGGGACCAUUGGGAUGGGAGUAGGGUGAAGUUGCCCCUAGACGCUGAUAUUGGGUAAUUUUUGCAUUUUCCCCAGUAAUGGUUAAGGUUAGGAUUGGGGGAGGGGAAGCUGAUCCCAGAUCUGUACCUCAGAGAAACUUUACCCUGGAGCAAUGGGGAUGGGGGUCAAUUCCUACUUCCUGGUCAAUGUUUCUUAACAUCCAUGCUGCUUCAGCUUUGCCUACUACCCCAACUCGCCUUGUCUCAUGACGACCCAGCCCCAACUCUGUGUGCCGCUGGCUGGGAGCAGGAGGAAGAGGGUGAGCCAACGAAGACCUGUCAAGUGUUUACUGUGAGUGUUUUAUUGUGUAACUGAACGGGUGUCGUCGUGAUGAAGGGUUUUGCAUGAUUGGCGAAAUACAGACUAUACAUCCACUGUAGCGGGAUUCACUGUUGCCUGAGAAUAUGGAAACAUUGAAUUACUUUAGUGAAGUUUAAGAGGUUCAGUGUUUUUCAAGCCUGAGCAUACUUUUCAUAGGUGAGAUUUCAAACUUCUUCUACAAUUUUGAUAAUAACAGCUUUAACACUAUGAUCAAGAUGUAUUAUAACAGUAAGACUCCAUCUUUCAAUUUUCAAGCUGUGUGAUAUAAUCAGCAGGAGUGAAAAUUAUUUCAAGAGAAGCCAAGUCAAUUGCACAAAUCAGAAAGCUUUCUAUUGUUAGGCAGUUAUGUCAGAUCCUUCCUUUUUCAUAUGCAUAGCCCAGACCAUAGUGAAGAAACUGCAUACAAAGUCUGUAUUCCUCAUGGCCAUCCCUUGCAUUGUAUUGGGAUAUCAAUUAUCAAUUAGCAUUUUGGAAUAUGAACUAACAGUAAAUGGACAUUAAGAGAGAUGCUCCUUAUCAAUAUAAUCUUAUUUGAUAACCCAAUUUGGAUUGAAAAUGUCACAAUUAAAUGCUCACAAUUUUCUUAAUACAGUCAUAUGUGUGUGUGUGUGCGCGCGAAGAAAUAUUGCAAUGUCAAGUUUGACUGGACGUCGUCUACUGUUGAUAUUGUUUACUACAGGUGUUUAUAGUUAAUGGAAUACAGUACAAUGUUUUGCAUUUCUCCACCUACUAAUUCUAAUCCGAAUGUAAAAUAUUAUAUUUACAAACAUUAUAGUAGAGUUGUACAGUUAUUCUUUUGACUUAUUCAGCAUUUAUCUAAUUUAUUACUCUGUUGAAAUCCUUUUCUGUCAGAGGACAAAACAAUGACGAAUAAUUGUAAAAUAGGAAUAUUUUUGAAAAAAAAGGGGGGGACUUCUAUUAAAGGCCAGGAAGGUGUUUUUCCUGACAUACUAAUCCUACAUUUUUUGUAUUUAAAUACUGUAGAAGGAUUUCUCUGUCCAAGGCCAGUGAGUAUACUCCAAAUAAGAACAUGUGUAUGCAGUGUAAGACAUAGGUUCAGGUUCAGCCUUUCUUAGGAAAUAGCCAUGUUAACAUGCCUUAUAGUGACCCCAAAGCAUUUAACAUCAGCCUUGAACAUCAAAGCAAGCUUCUGCAAUCCAGUAAGGGACAAGAUGGUUGAGAGAGAUACAGCGAGAUGGUUUCACAAGUAACAGAUGGAUAACAAUGAUCGAAACUUCAGGAGGAGAGUGACAGAUGGAAUUGAAAUAGAGUCCCUGAUACAACCUAUACACCACAGGGCAUGUGUCUGGGCAAAACACACAACAAGGUCGACUCUCCAUUUUAACCUUUCACCUUCAAAAUAAAAGCAGACGUUUUACAAGACUAGUAAAACAAUUGGGACACCUUUGAAUGUAAAUAUGUAAAUAUACUUUAUUGAUGUAAAAAAAAAAUGUAUAUCGUCUGCACAUGAAUAAAACAACCAUUUGGUUCAAGA
Molecule: messenger RNA, 5668 nt
Organism: Coregonus clupeaformis (lake whitefish)
Lineage: Eukaryota; Metazoa; Chordata; Actinopteri; Salmoniformes; Salmonidae
Gene: ntrk1
Product: neurotrophic tyrosine kinase, receptor, type 1
Exons: 16
Coding region: 1192-3585 (797 amino acids)
Biological process (GO): positive regulation of kinase activity; cellular response to nerve growth factor stimulus; nerve growth factor signaling pathway
Cellular component (GO): signaling receptor complex; plasma membrane; axon
Molecular function (GO): transmembrane receptor protein tyrosine kinase activity; neurotrophin binding; ATP binding
Source: RefSeq, a predicted model, not a curated record